AUGCUCAUUUCCACGGAAAAUGCUCCCUUGAUUCUCCUGGGCCUCGCUGCCGCCUACUUCCUGGUUCCUUAUUUGCAGCGGUCGCGGCUACGGGACAUCCCGGCCCCCGGUCUAGCUGCUUUCACCAACCUGUGGCUGCUGGUGCAGGCCCGCCAGGGUAAGCGCUACUUGUCGGUCGACGCAGCUCACAAGAAGUAUGGCAAGCUUGUGCGUAUUGCUCCUCGCCAUGUCUCGAUCGCCAACGAUGAGGCCAUCACAAGCAUCUACGGACACGGCAAUGGCUUCCUGAAGGCUGACUUCUAUGAUGCGUUCGUCUCCAUCCGCCGUGGUCUCUUCAACACGCGCGACCGUGCCGAGCACACCCGCAAACGCAAGACGGUCUCGCACACAUUCAGCGCCAAGUCCGUUGGCCAGUUCGAGCAGUACAUUCACGGCAACAUUGAGAUGUUCGUCAAGCAAUGGAACAAGGUGGCCGAUCUCCAGGCCAACCCCAAGACCGGUUAUGCCAGCUUUGAUGCCCUUAACUGGUUCAACUACCUAGCCUUCGAUAUCAUCGGUGAUCUGGCCUUCGGUGCUCCGUUCGGCAUGCUCGAGAAGGGCCAAGACAUUGCGGAGGUGCGCUUGCACCCCAAUGAUCCGCCCAAGUACGUCCAGGCUGUCGAGGUUCUUAACCGUCGCGGUGAGGUCUCCGCCACCCUGGGCUGCAUGCCCUCUUUGAUUCCCUUCGCCAAGUACCUUCCCGACAAGUUCUUCACUGAGGGUUUGCAAGCCGUCCAAAAUCUUGCUGGUAUCGCUAUCGCUCGUGUCAACGGCCGCCUGAAGCCCGAGAUCAUGGCCAACAACACCCGUGUCGACCUUCUAGCCCGCCUGAUGGAGGGCAAGGACCAGACUGGGAACAGCCUGGGCCGCGAGGAACUGACCGCCGAGGCGCUCACCCAACUGAUAGCUGGCUCCGAUACUACCUCCAACACUGCCUGCGCCAUUCUGUACUGGUGCCAGCGCACCCCCGGGGUGGUCGAGAAGCUGCACAAGGCCUUGGACGAAGCUAUCCCCAAGGACAUCGACGUCCCCACUCACGCUAUGGUCAAGGACAUCAACUACCUCCAGUGGGUCAUCUGGGAGACCAUGCGUAUUCACUCUACUUCCGCCAUGGGCCUGCCCCGAGAGGUCCCUGCAGGGGCUGAUCCCAUCGUCAUCUCCGGCCACACCUUCGGCCCCGGUGAUGUCCUCUCUGUGCCUAGCUACACCAUCCACCGCUCCAAGGAGAUCUGGGGCCCCGAUGCCGAGCAGUUUGUCCCCGAGCGCUGGAGCGAGGAGCGCCUCACUGCCCGUCAGAAGGCCGCCUUCAUCCCCUUCAGCCACGGCCCCCGUGCCUGUGUCGGCCGUAACGUUGCCGAGAUGGAACUACUCGUCAUCGGCGCUACUAUAUUCCGACUCUUCGAGUUCCAGAUCGAACAGGAUGGUCCUAUGGAGACUCGUGAGGGAUUCCUGCGCAAGCCGCUUGCUCUUCAAGUUGGCAUGCGCCGUCGCACUCCCCAGUAA
Penicillium canariense is the source of this 1542-nucleotide messenger RNA. Its product is annotated as cytochrome P450. The transcript has 2 exons. The coding region runs from base 1 to 1542 and encodes 513 amino acids. Gene Ontology annotation, molecular function: monooxygenase activity; iron ion binding; oxidoreductase activity, acting on paired donors, with incorporation or reduction of molecular oxygen. The record is from RefSeq and is a predicted model, not a curated record. Lineage: Eukaryota; Fungi; Ascomycota; Eurotiomycetes; Eurotiales; Aspergillaceae.